AGCAUGUAACAAUAUGAUAUUUACUGGAGGAAAUCCAAUCAAGGUAUGGAUAAUGUAGUGAAUUGUUUGUACUUUAUCUGUUAUCCAAAUUAUUGUAUUAAUCAUUAGUGUUUUUAUUUUAUUUUAUUUUAAACAGGCACAUGGAUUCACAACCAGAGGCAUUGGGUGUGCACUUGACCGAGACUACAGAUGCGAGCAAGACCAAAGCUUAUUCUUCUUCAUCUAGAAAGAGAGGUCCUACUAGGGGUGCUUUUUUACAUGAGCAACCUGAUAGGAAAAAAGUCCUAAAGACGAAUGAAUUCGGGCAACUGAAUGAGGAUUGUCUUGAACAAAAGCAAUUUACAUCGCAUAUCGGUAUCCUCACCCGUACUCAUAUCCCAAUCAUAUACCAGGACUUUCGCCAGGUGCCUCAUGCACACAUUCAAAUGAUCAUAGAGUCAUUGUCACGGGCUUAUGAGUUUGAGGGUCAAAGUUGGGAUGCGAGUCUUACAUAUGUAACAAAACGCAUCAAGGAAACAUGGCGGAAUUAUAAGAAAAGGUUGACUAUAAAAUAUAUUAAAGACAAGGAUCCUGCAGUUGUGAGAGAUAAUCCUCCCCCCCCCCCCCCCCCAGGCAUCCCUAUGGAGGAUUGGUUAGUCUUCGUGAAUCAACAUGGCACUGAGGAAUUCAAGAGAGCAAGCGAAAGGAAUAAAAUCAAUCGGUCCAAGCUAAAAGGACCUGUGUGUCUUAGGAGGAACAGCAUGGCUGUGCCUCACCAUCAGAUGGUGAAGGAGAGGAAUCUUACCUCUGAUGCCGAGAUAGGUAGAUGUGAUGUAUACUUAAGAGCCCAUACAAGCAAGGACAAAGUUGUCCAGUAUCCUGACCUUGUUGAAAAAUUAGAUGAGCUUUAUUCUAGCAAUCCUUCUUCUAAGAUUACCGGUGUUGACGAUGCCCUUACACAGUUGGUUGGUUCUGAUAAUAGAGGGCGAAUGCAGGGUCUAGGUUGCUCAAUAACUAAGACAGGACUGAAGAUGUCAGCCCCUGCCCGUUCAAAGGUAGAGAAUUUGAUAAAAGAAAAGGAUGGCCUAGUACAGGAGAUAUUUGAUAUAAAGAAAUCAUUGGCCAAGAUGGAGGCCUGGAUGGAGUUGCAGCAACACGCACAAUCUACUCAAAACCUCUCAUCACCAACAAUUGUUAAAUCUGCUCAGGCAUCGUCACCGGAUGUUAUAUAUAUCGGUAGGAGAUGCGACUUGCUUGGUUGGGAAAAUCGUGAUGUAGUUGCUCGUGGUCAAGUACAGAAAGUUAAUCCAAAUGCAGUUGUCCAUUACGAACCAUUGGAGGAGGGAGCUUUUGUUGUUACCCUGACUGAGAUUAUACAUCCUGACACUCAUUUGUGGAAAGAAGAUGGGUUUGCAUCUACACUUGGAGAGGCCAGUCCGAGAUCACUUGUGCAAUGGGGGAAGGAAUCUUUGAGAUUUCAAUAAUUUGAACAAAUUUAGUACUCUAUAAUUGAACUUGGUGUGGAUGCUUUUUUUAGUUACUUGAUAUGAUGUUUCGCUUAUUUUUUUUGGUUAAUUUUGAACUAAUUUGGCACUUUAGUUGCUUUAUAUUGAUGAACUCAGAACUUGGUUUGAUUUUUAGUUACUUUAUAUUGAUGUUUCGCUUUUUUUUUUUGUUACUCUAUAUGUUGUCUGGUUUGGUUUUUGUAAUUUUGAAUGAAUUUUAUACUCUAUAUUUAAAUAUAUUAGACUCCAUUUGGUCGUCACAAACCAAAUGGAGCCUAAGCCCCUUUUUAACUCCGCCAAUGCAACUCCUUGCAUUGCCGGUCCCAAGCCUGGGUAAAGGAGGAGGGAGAAUGGGCAUCAAGGUGAGUUGUGUACUUUUCCUUCAUU
Messenger RNA from Magnolia sinica, 1871 nucleotides. RefSeq lists its product as uncharacterized. Lineage: Eukaryota; Viridiplantae; Streptophyta; Magnoliopsida; Magnoliales; Magnoliaceae. The coding region runs from base 141 to 1463 and encodes 440 amino acids. The transcript is spliced from 6 exons. The record is from RefSeq and is a predicted model, not a curated record.